Messenger RNA from Aspergillus welwitschiae, 1912 nucleotides. RefSeq lists its product as uncharacterized. The record is from RefSeq and is a predicted model, not a curated record. Bases 578 to 1708 code for a protein of 376 amino acids. The transcript has 6 exons. NCBI's taxonomy places the organism in Eukaryota, Fungi, Ascomycota, Eurotiomycetes, Eurotiales, Aspergillaceae.
CAGCUCAAUUCCCCUCUCGUCCGGCUCCACCAGAUUAUGUAGGACCGUCGGACCAGUCAGCCGGGCUUUGUGAUAUCUCCCCGCAGGUUCCGGGGUGCCGCAGGGUCUUCGAACCUGUCAUGUUCCGCCCAGAUUUCCAUCAACCCCUGCAUCUGACAGAUGCAACUGAUGCGCAUCCGUGAUCUUUGACAAUGCCCCUGACAGGGGCACCCAGAUGACUGUAUCCCAGACUAACCUAGUCGUCACGCGAUCUAGGCACAGAGGAAGCUUUUGAUCAUUUCCUUCAGCCAGACAAGGAAGUUCGAUAGCCAGUGGCGUCUCCUCAAUGGGAUAGUGACGGCGGUAUUCUGUUCCCCGGAGCUGGCAAACUAUACAAUGCAGGUGAGAAUGGUCUCUCGGUAGUCGCUCCGGCCUGCAUACGAACGAGUCCAUACUUCCGCGCUCGAGCCAGAGCAAGCCGGACGGCGCCAUGGACACGAAGGAUAAGUAGCGAGGCUCCGACCAGCGUCCUUUGCAAAUUUUGCUUUGGAUCAGGACCAGCUCUCUCACGGACGCGCAAAGACAAGCUUCUCCCAUCAUGCCGUCGGUAGACCUCAACCAGAUCCCUGCCUCCGCGCCGCCCGACGGCGUGACGCCCAACUUCGUGAACCCACCGAACCAAAAUUAUCAGAUCUACUCCAUCAAUAUUGCCCUCUGCCUUACAGGUACAGCGGUCUUGAUCCUUCGCUUGUACACGCGUGGUAAACUCCAGAAGACCAUUGGGGUCGAUGAUUGGUUCUGUAUCUGGGCGCAGGUCUGCGCGUGGCUAUUUGCCAUUUUGUGCAUGCUCAAUAUCCGGAACGGCUAUGGGGUCCACAUUUGGGACUUAUACCUCAGCAAGAUCAAGCCCUUCAAGCAGUAUGAUCUUGCGGCUGAGGACAUUUUCGUCGUCGGAAUCUGGCUGGUCAAAACGUCCAUCUUGUUGUUCUACCUGCGCUUGAGCCCCGAAAAGCGGUUCCGCCAAAUGACAUACGGGAUCAUGGUCUUCGUUGCCUUGUACAAUAUCAUCAGUCUGCUGGUGUUUACCCUCGGCUGUAUACCGGUGCAGGCCAGUUGGGACGUGACUCUGAUGCCGACUGCCAAAUGCGUUGACCAACUCUCCUUCGUCUACGCUAAUGCGGCAUUCAAUCUGUUUUCCGAUCUGAUCACCCUGGCGUUGCCUAUUCGACUGUGCUGGUCUCUUCAGACCACUCUCAAGCAGCGGGUACUCUUGAUGAUAGUGCUAAUGAUGGGUUCUUUCGCGUGUGUCAUUGCGAUCAUCCGCAUUGUAACCAUGAUGCCAUUUGUCUCCAGUAUGGACCUGACCUGGUACAAAGUGACCUUAGCCAAGUGGGCCAUGGUGGAGAUCAACGUGGGUAUCAUCUGUUCGUGCCUGCCGGUGAUGCGGCCUCUGCUCAUCCGGUUCUUCCCCGCUGUUUUUGGCAGCCACGCCAGCAGCGGAGUCAACCCUAUCCGCCGUGCCGACGGCAAGGACACAUUUGGUGCAGCUCGCAAGAAGGUGAUCCGCAACUGGGACUACCUCAGCACAGUUAAGGGAACCCACGCGGGCGAGACUGCGCACGAUGUUGAGAGUCUGCAUGAGGAGCCUAAGCAUGACAAUGGCAGCGCUGAGCCGGCCAUCAUGAUGGCGACCGAGUAUUCGGUGACUUGCAAGAGACGAUCGGAUUAGAUGCUCAGGCAUAUGAUCAUGAGCUUGCGAAACAGCGUUCAAGAGGGGGGUUGGAGCCAACAGCGGGAUUGAGAGAACAGGAGCCGCUAUUGGACACAUAUGUCACAGAGAACAUAAUCAUGAGGGCAGCAGUCUCUGUCGCCAGCUGAACUAGCCCGAAUGACCAAGUCGGACUGAAUAUGUACACUUAAUAAUCAAAUCAUC